This is a messenger RNA of Rotaria socialis, 624 nucleotides long. The record is from the annotation of a GenBank genome assembly. Lineage: Eukaryota; Metazoa; Rotifera; Eurotatoria; Philodinida; Philodinidae.
AUGGUUGAACAUUUAAAUAAUGAAUCUAGUAUCAAGCUAAAAUCUACUGGCGAAAAAUCAUACACUGCAACUGCUGGAACCAUCGCUACAUCAAUACCUUUAUUAUUAACACCUCAAUGUACACAAAUAACUACGAUUAAAAAUAUUCAAUCCAUGUCAGAUGAACAAUUUGCACUUAUCGAAAAGAUUCCUGAUGUUGUGGCCUGUGAUUAUAUUCAAAUCGCACAAGAGCCAACAAUAGUUGCUGUGAUAACUUCAAUUGGAUUAGUAGAACAGCGUUGUAUCUGUGCAAAGUGUUAUUCAGCUGAUGUCCAGUGUAAUGAUAAAACCAUAAAAUGUAUAACAUGCAAAUCAAGAUCAUUAUAUUUGGAACAGUCAGUUGAACAAAAACAAAUGAAACUUAAUGCUAUGGAUACUAAUCAGAAGGUAUUUGAAUUUAUCGUCAAAGCAUCUCAAAUUCAAACUUUAUUACAAGAAUCCAAUCAUCAUGAACUUUGUGAAAACGAUUUAAUUGAAAAUGAAAACGUUUUACUUGCUUUAUCUUCGAUUAAUAUCGUCAUUAACUUCAAUCCAAAAACUAGGAAUAUAAAUACUAUCGCAUUAAACAACAUUAAUAAUAAUUAA